GGUCUACUUCCGGUCCCGUUGUCAACAGAAGAGGACCACACGUGCUGUCAAUCACUAAAAAUGCCGAAGGCUCAUAAAGCACACGGAAAAGCCCCGGAGAAGGUUGUUCACCCGUACAGCAGGAAAGCUGCUUACCUCGCCCGGGAAGAAAUCCGACUGAAAAAGAAAGAAAGGCAGAAGAGUGACAAAGCAACCCGUCUGAGCAGCAUCGGUGAGAAGCUGUUGUGGUUUCAGGAACAGUUGGAUCCAGAAAAGACAACUUACACCAAAAAAGAUGCCUGUGACCUCGUUGAAAGACACCUCCAAAGGUUUGAUUCGGAGCUUGAGCAGAUAGAGCUGAUGAACGGCAUCAAAGGCCGGCAGGGUCGCCUCCAUGGGGCCAGAGAGGCUGUCAUCAAACAGACCGUCGAGCGAGAGCGAGCGCUAUAUGAGGGCGUCGGGUGUGAGAUUCCAGACAUCAUUAAUGCAAAGAAUCUGAAAACAUUCAGGGAGUGGACUGGCGAUCUGAAGAAACUUCCAAAUUUGAAACUGCGGAAGGUGUCGAACAAAGAUUUGGAAACGAAGAAUGAAGAAGAGGAUAAACGUGAUGACGCAGAAGAUGAUAAUGAGGACGAUGAAGAUGAUUUGGAUGAUGAGCAGCUGGAGUUGAUGUCGGACUUAAACUGAGCCUCUUCCUGUUGGACUGUAGCUCAAAGCUCCAUUUGUUCAUUCAGCCCAACUGACCAUGGAGCUGAACAUCAGACGGACCUCAGAAAAUACUUUUUCUAUAAAGUGUGUUUUUGUGCUGCUGCUCCAUGCUUGUCCAGAAGAUGGUGCUGAACUCUCAAAGAUGUCAAACUAAAGUUGUAUCAUCUUUUUAAAUUCUUCUUGUUGCUCAGUAACUUCACACCAGCCUGUGAAGGGUUCUACAUUCAUUGUUUAUUGCACAAACAAAUAUGAAUUGUAUGUAACCUAAACACUCCAUUUUAUCCAAUCGGAGAUAGAAAAAAAAAAAGGUUUUGACAAAGCUGUUGAGUGCUCCAAUGUCGUGGGGGCUAAAAGACACGAGAGAUUUUCUGUGACGUGACAGCGACACUGAUAAAACACCAAAUUAAACCUGUAGAAAAGUAAAUAAGUGUACACAACAGUCGCCUUUUUUAGACAGACUGGUCAGUCACGCACACAGUGUGUCAAGUCUGAUGUAAAGCCAUUUAUGGAAGGCAACCAUGAAUGAAGUUACAUUAAUGUGUAAAUAACACAACCUCAUGAAGCUGCAAACUGUCAAAACAAUGUCAUAAAUAACUGGGAUACUUUAGAUUUGCUAUUUUAAGAAAUAGUCAACUCUCCUACGAUAAUAAAUAAAUUCAUCUUUUUCAAACAUUACAUUUUUCAGACUGAGCUAAAUAAAGGUUUCUCUACU
Anarrhichthys ocellatus (wolf-eel) is the source of this 1399-nucleotide messenger RNA. It is a transcript of the gene tma16, whose product is annotated as translation machinery associated 16 homolog. The record is from RefSeq and is a predicted model, not a curated record. Bases 61 to 666 code for a protein of 201 amino acids. Gene Ontology annotation, cellular component: nucleus. Lineage: Eukaryota; Metazoa; Chordata; Actinopteri; Perciformes; Anarhichadidae. The transcript has 7 exons.